Molecule: messenger RNA, 3236 nt
Organism: Apis cerana (Asiatic honeybee)
Lineage: Eukaryota; Metazoa; Arthropoda; Insecta; Hymenoptera; Apidae
Product: putative serine/threonine-protein kinase DDB_G0280133
Source: RefSeq, a predicted model, not a curated record
UUUCGCGUAUAUAUAUUUACGCAAUAGUUGCGUUCUUAUGAUGGAGCAAACAGUUUCUUAGUGGUUGAGACCACUUUUUUUUUAGUUUUUCUAUAUUUUUAUAAAAGUUUUAGCCAGAUUUAUCUGCAAAUAAUCGUAUCAGAAAAUAAAAUUCUAUAAUUAAAAUAAUGCGUGUUUUCAUGAUGCAAAAUUUUUAUCGAUUAAUUCUAUUUAUAUGGCUUGUAUCUAUUCUAACCUUAUCUAUCAGUGAUGAAAUUAAAACAGAUGGUAAUACAUCUUUAACGUUAAAUAUAAACAAUGUUGAUAGUGAUUCUAAAACCGAACAUCAAAUUUCAUCUUCAUCAAUUCAAUUUAUGCCUGAAUCCGUUAAUUCUAAAAAAAUACAGAAUCAAAGUAUUGCCACUCCUUUAGUUGCUGGAGAAGGUGGUCCAAUAUCACUUAUACCUCCUACUCAGCAAACAUCUACUAUUUCCCAUUUAAAAGAUGUUACUGAUUUACAAGAUAAUUUAGAUUUACAAGAUAAUUUAUCACAAAAAGAAGAUGAUAUUUUAUAUGUAAAGAAAAAAAAGAAUACUUCUAAAAUCGUGUCAAGAAAAGGAGCAGAUAAUGGAAAUAUUUCUAUUAAAAUGACACUAUCCAAUGACACAAAACCUAUUAUUGAAUUUUCAACAAUAGCAAGUAAUAUUUCUAAUAAUGCAAAAAUUGAUAUAAAUAUGAAUAAUUCAAAAUCAAAUGUUAGUGAUAAAAAUAUAAAUAAUGCUUCAAAUACAAUUGUAAAUAAUACUUUAUAUCUAACAAAUGUAACGCAAAAAUUAUUAAGUGUAACAGCAUCAUCAAUCCAAGAACAUAAACCUAAACCAACUGCAACAGUAAUAGAAUCUAAUAAUGAUAAACAAGCAUUUAUACCUCAUACUAAAGGUUCACGCUUAGGAAUGCCAAAGAAAAUUGAUUAUGUCUUACCAGUUAUUAUUACUCUUAUAGCUCUACCAGUUUUGGGUGCUAUUAUUUUCAUGGUUUAUAAACAAGGUAGAGAUUGUUGGGAUAAAAGACAUUACCGACGAAUGGAUUUUCUUAUUGAUGGCAUGUACAAUGAUUAAUAUUUAUAAAUAUGACAUCACUUAAUUCGGUUCAUAAUUUUCAUUCAUAUAUGCAAUAUACAUAACAGUUGAAUAUACUAUUUUGCCAUUAGCUAGAAAAAACAUUAUAUUUCAAUUAUAUAUAAUUUUUUAUUUUAUUGCAAUUUUCUGCAUAUAUUUUUAUCAUGCUACUGCCUUAAUAUGAGAUUUGUUAUUAUAUAUUAAUUAGUAUCAUGUUUAUAAUUUUAGACAAAUGGUGCAUAGGAAAGACAAUAUGGAAAUAACAACAAAUUUACAAUUAUAGCAAUAACAUUUUAUUAUGAAUUCUUAAAAUGAAGUACUUUCAAAAUAAAGAUUUUAUUUUAAUUUACAAAAUAAUUAAUGAUACUUUUAUAAUUGUACAUUAAAGCAAUUUUUAAAAUUAGAGAUUUUUAAUUACAUUACUUUUUCAUUAAAAAUUCUUAAUAAAAAAAUAAAUGUGCCAAGAAUUUAUGAAACCAGUGAUAUAUUAAUGUUUUUUCUUUCAGUAUAUAAAAAGUAAGUUUUUUUGAUAUGAUAUGAAAAAAUAUAUUUAUAUUUUGAUAUUAUAAUUUAAAUUUGUUUUUAAUUAUAUUUCCAUAUGAUUUCCUCUUCAUUAAAAUUUGAUUUUAUUUUUUAAAUUUUAUAAAAUGUUCUUUAUAUUAUGAAUUGUAAAAUAGUAGUAUUUAACUCGCCAAAGAAGUUAUUCAUGUAAUUUGAUGUUUGCAUUUACUUAUUAUAAUUAUUAUGUGUUAUUAUCUUUUUACUUAUGUUUUUGAAAAAAUUUGUUUAUAUAAAUUGAUAAUUAUAAUUACAAAUGGAAAAAUAAAAUGGACAUUAAAUGUUCAUUUGUAAAAUUAUCAUAUUAUAAAAUAUAUAAGCAAUGAUUUAUGCAAUUACUUUAUCUAAUAAGGUUACUGCAAUUGUUAUUAAUGCUAGUAGAAUUUUAUGAACUUUUUUAUCUUUUUUAACGUUCGUAAAAUUUGUAUAUUAUUCAGAUAUAAUAAAGCAAUAACUAUUUUUAUAUAUGUAUGUAAAAAAAUUAUUCAUAUUCUUAUAAAAUAUAAGUACUUGUAAUUGAAAAUGUUUUAUUAUUUUUUACAUUUUUCAUCAUUGAAAAGAAAUUCGCAAUUUUGAUUUCGAUAUUUUAUUAGUAAGCUUAUUAUAUGUAGAUACAUAAAAUUAUUAAUAUUAGCAUUUCAUAUAAAAUACAAAAUUUAUAAUGACAAAGAAUAAAGUAGCUAUUCCUUGUAAUAAUUAUUAAAGAAAUAAUAAGAUAGUAUUUUUAUAAAUGUGAUACAUAAUUUUAAUUUUUUAUAUAUAUUUAUAUCACAUAAAAAUUUGUUUUAUAUAUAAAAAAAUUGAUGAAGCUUCAAUUCCGAUUUGAUUUGUAUAUUUUUGUUAUAUGCAUAAGUUUGAUUAGAGAAGAACAUUAUUAUUUUGAUAUUAAUGUAUCUAAUAAUUUUGAAUAUUUUAAUUUUUAUUUUGUAACUUUAAAGUGCAUAAUCUUUUAAUAAUCUUCGGUUUUUAAUAAUCUAAAGUAAUUACAUUUUUUACUAAGUUGCUACGAUCAUAAUUUUUUCUUAGAUUAAAUUUAUUGCUUUUAUUAUUGAAUUAAAUAUAAAAAUAGUAAUUGUUUCACAAAGAAUUUUAUCUUUAUAAUUUCAAUAUAAACAUAAUUUUGUCAAAUAUGUUUUUGGAAUACCGCUAUAUCAUGUGAUUAUUAACAAAGUAAUAUCUAGAUGAAAUAUUCGAUAUAUUUCUAAGUUUUCUAACAAUAUAUUUUUUUAAGAAAAACAUUCGAAUAAUCUAAAAUUCAUCUAUUAAAUUUAUAUUAAAAUUUUUAUAAUGUUCCAGACAUCUUUUUUUAUAACUUUGAAUUAAAAAAUAAAUUCUAAACGUUUUGUUGUAUUUAAAACAAAUAUUUUUACAUCUGAAAAUAUUAGUUAAAAUUACAUUUAUCAUAUUUUUGUACAAAAACUGUAAAAAUAAUAUAUAGAUUGCUUAAUACAUUAUAUUCAUGUCAUUAUAAUGUUUAUAAUAACUGAAAUUGCAUAAUAAUUAAAAAUAUGCAGUUUUGUAAAUAAAAAAAUUAUAUCCUAUUUAUUUAAUCCUAUUUACUUAUUGAAAAAUAUAAAUUUU